AUAUUGGGAGGGAACACAAUCAUACCAUAUAAACAAAACAAUAUUAUAAAAUUAAAAAGUUUAAAUCCAAAAAGAUGACGAUCACCAAGUUACUUGUGGUGGUCUUCAUUGCAGCUUUGUGUGAUAACGUUAGUGCAAAUCGACUCGGAGGUAUGCCCAAUGAUACCGAACUCAUGGAUAAAAAACUGAGUAUUGGAAUGGUGUUUGAUGGCAUUUCAAACUCUACUAACAACAACCGUAGAGACAUUCUUGGAGACAUUAUUAACAUUAUUAUUGGCAUUUUCCGCAACAAUCCUGGAUCGAUAAAUAUAACGAUACCUAUGUCGCCAAACAAUACUAGCCCGGCACCUUCCCCGGGUGGUGGCUUAGUAGGAGUCGCCCCAUCCCCGGCCCCAGAAGGCGGAGGCCUUAUACAACUUGCACCGUCUCCUCUUCCACUAGGAAUUCCUCCUAUUGGUGCUCCUCUACCUGAAAGCGGAGCAGCUCCUGACACUAACGAUAUUCGAGCUCCCAUUGCUGUGAAUAUAGGAGUCGCUCCUGCCCCUGAAGGUGGAGUUCUUAUUACUACUAACAACCUUAGAACCAAACUUAUCAUCAAUGCGAAAGGAGGUGAAGAUGGUAGCAACGGUGGGAGCAGUGAGGAGGAGCUUGAACCGUGAAAAAUCCUGUACAUAUAUAUUGCAUGCUUAGCCUAUACUCUAUAUAUUCUCAUUUCUUUACAAACUACAAAGUCACAUCCUCUUUUCUAUGGUAAAUAAAUAAUUUAUUUUGA
Messenger RNA from Eutrema salsugineum, 772 nucleotides. RefSeq lists its product as uncharacterized. The transcript has a single exon. Lineage: Eukaryota; Viridiplantae; Streptophyta; Magnoliopsida; Brassicales; Brassicaceae. The record is from RefSeq and is a predicted model, not a curated record. The coding region runs from base 75 to 659 and encodes 194 amino acids.